AUGGCUAAGGAUCCCAAUUUCACGUGCAUCGAAGAGAGCACGUAUGAAGAGAGUAGGUGGCUUGUGGUGGCAGUGUACAGCGUCAUCUUCACUGUGGGCCUGCCAGCCAACUGCCUGACCACCGCCUUGACCCUCAUCCAGAUCCACAAGGGAAACAUUCUUGCCAUCUACCUGUUUGGCCUGUCGUUGUGCGAGCUGAUGUACCUGAGCACCCUCCCCCUCUGGAUCCUCUAUGUGCAGAACGGCCAUAUCUGGACCAUGGGGCAAACAUGUUGCAAGGUGACAGGAUACAUCUUUUUCUGCAACAUCUACAUCAGCAUCCUUCUCCUGUGCUGCGUUUCCAUCGAUCGCUACGUGGCGAUGGUCUACCCAUUGCGGAGCAGAGGGUUGCGGAACCAGAGGAUCGCUGCAGGUGUCACAUCGGUCCUCUUUGUCAUCGUUGCGGCAGUCCAUACCCCUGUGUUUUUCGACCCAAACUUCCAGAAGUUAAACAUCACCACCUGCUUUGAAAACCAUCUUGACUGGGAACUGGCUACCUUCAACAUCAUCCGGUUCAUAGUUGGCUUUCUCGUCCCUUUCACAAUCCUCAUUUUCAUGAACUACAAUAUCUUUCAAAACAUUAAAAUCAGCUACAGCCUGAGCCCACACCAGAAAUCUAAAGUGAAGUACCUUGCCAUUGCGAUAAUUUCCAUCUUUGUGGUCUGUUUUGCUCCUUACCAUUUUGUACUGCUCAUACGAGCCAUCCAUUUUCAUCAGGAUUCAGACAACUAUUGCAUCUUUGAGAGAAAAACGUACACCGUAUAUACUAUAUUCCUGUGUUUCUCCACUGCUAACAGUGUUGCAGACCCGUUUAUUUAUGUGCUGGCUAGUGAAAAUACGAGACAUGACAUACGUCGGAUGUUCAGGGCGGCCGGGUUUCGUUUCUUGAACGAUUCCAAGAUGGACAGUAACAAGCCCGACAGUACCCAGAAGACACCAGUGGAUCCUUCAGAGGGACAUAAAGAGGCCAGGUAG
Messenger RNA from Euleptes europaea (tarantolino), 1014 nucleotides. It is a transcript of the gene GPR132, whose product is annotated as G protein-coupled receptor 132. Gene Ontology annotation, biological process: G protein-coupled receptor signaling pathway; negative regulation of G2/M transition of mitotic cell cycle; G1/S transition of mitotic cell cycle. Gene Ontology annotation, molecular function: G protein-coupled receptor activity. The transcript has a single exon. The record is from RefSeq and is a predicted model, not a curated record. Gene Ontology annotation, cellular component: membrane. The coding region runs from base 1 to 1014 and encodes 337 amino acids. Lineage: Eukaryota; Metazoa; Chordata; Lepidosauria; Squamata; Sphaerodactylidae.